Fulvia fulva is the source of this 540-nucleotide messenger RNA. RefSeq lists its product as uncharacterized. Lineage: Eukaryota; Fungi; Ascomycota; Dothideomycetes; Mycosphaerellales; Mycosphaerellaceae. The coding region runs from base 1 to 540 and encodes 179 amino acids. The record is from RefSeq and is a predicted model, not a curated record. The transcript has a single exon.
AUGGCGACCACCGACAAGGCCCCACCCAAAACCUGCCACUUUCUCAAACUGCCAACCGAGCUUCGCCUAAACAUCUACGAAGAUGUCAUAUUCGACUUCGACAUCCCACAGAGCAACUGUCCAACAUACGCCGACACAACCACCCAAUACCUUCUCCCCGUCCUCAACACCUGCACACAGAUCCGCACAGAAGCCGCGAAAGCAUAUCAUGCUCGCAUGCAGCAGAUCCUCGAUGGUGCGCUGUCAGACCUGACCGACGCGGUUGAGGAGUACGAGGAAACGGGUGCCGCUCAUCACGCGUCCAGUGUGUAUCGCUUUCAGCUUAUAGACAUGGCACGCGAGAAGGAGAGAAAGCCAAGGGCACAUUAUAAGAUGGUGACGUUGGUGGUUUGUGGGGAGAUGUGUAUGGCGAGGAGUGAUAUGGAUGGGGAAGGGACAAGUGUGCUGAAGGGAGAGGGGGCAAAGGAUGUGUUUGGGGAUUGUUAUGUGGUCUCGGGGAUCAGGCAGACGUACGGCGGAGAUGCUGGGGGCAAGACUUAG